AUGACAACCCUUCGUGGAUAUCAAAGAGUGGGAAGGUUGCCGUAUUUGCAAGCAUGCUUGUUCGCUACGAUUUUAGAGGAUUUAAUCCCGCAGUUACGGAUUCUAGACGCUAGCAACACUUCACUUCGUAUAGACAAGACAAUAUUAGAAUUGGAUGUGCUGCUCGCCAACAAAUUUGAUGUCAAAAUAUCAAAUGAAUACAAAACUGAGGAUAUAAACUUAAAAACACUUGGCAGUGUGAAGAAUAUACUAGACAAACUACAGGCGGAUAGGCUGCGACGGGAUUUAUAUAAGCAGCUUCGCCAACUGAGGAAUCAUAUAAAAUCUGUUUGUUACGAGAAAAAUAAUGAAAUCCAGUUACUACGAGCCAAUGUCGAUGAUGGGGAGUUAAACGCCGGUGCCCGAGAUCGGUACGUCGAAGACUGGCAGCGAUCGCGCACCGAGCAGCAUUUGCUGACCAUGUACGACAAGGAGAUAGUCCCGGCACAAUUGAUCCAGCAGUUUAAGCAGAGGAUCGAGCAGGAGCAACACGUCCAUACGGAAAUCGAGCUUCUUACUAAUAUUAAUAUAAACAUAAUGGAGCACGAAAAAUUUACAAAGAAUUGGAUAGAUUUUAAAAAUGAGCGGGAGGCCAACUGUCAGUAUUUGGAAAAGAUGACCAAGUCUGCUAUUACAGUGCAAGCGUGGUGGCGAGGUUUGCUUGUACGAAAUCAGUUAGGUCCCUACAAACCUACUAAGAAGAAAGCAGUAUCGGCCAAAUCUAACGAAAAACCCAAAAAGAAAAAAUAAAACAAUGCAUAUUUCAUUGGAACCAAAGAUUAUAUUAGUCCAAUUGGAAUAUUGUAAGGGGCCACUUUUUCUAAUUAUUAAGUUGUUAGUCAAAUCUGUUGACGGAGUUCAAAAUGGACCACUGAUUAGCGUGCUGUUCAAAGAUAUUCGAAUUUGACAUUGAUUUUGACAAUUUGACGUAAUUUCCAUUUCAAAACACACCACCCUUUUUUACGUUGGAAAAUUCUCAUGGAUAAGAUGUUACGGCGUCCCGGACUACAAGAGCUUCUUGCGUGGAAAAGCAAAAAUUUGUCAAAAGAAAUCUAUAAUACUAGAUACUUAAUUUGGUGGUGCUUCAUGGGAAAAACAAAACAAAAAAACUGCAGAAGUGACAAAAGUAAAAAAUCAUUACAUUAUGAAAGAGUUAGAGGGUAGAGUAAAUCAAAAACUAAAGAGAUUUUUCGGGAUUUGCCGCUCGUCUGUUGGGCCCUCCAACUAAUUUUGAUACAGGGCCCCUCGAAGGCACGCUAUGCCACUGAACAGGACCAAUCGCUCCCGACGUAAAAAAACCGAGCGGGAUAUGGGUAUACCAUGUAUUUUUUAAAUGUUUCUAGGUUACAUGGAUGAAACCAACUGGGAUUUAUUUACCUGAUUGUGCCAAAA
Messenger RNA from Bicyclus anynana (squinting bush brown), 1431 nucleotides. RefSeq names its product dynein regulatory complex protein 9-like. The transcript has 6 exons. Gene Ontology annotation, biological process: cilium organization. Gene Ontology annotation, molecular function: protein binding. Lineage: Eukaryota; Metazoa; Arthropoda; Insecta; Lepidoptera; Nymphalidae. The coding region runs from base 1 to 789 and encodes 262 amino acids. The record is from RefSeq and is a predicted model, not a curated record. Gene Ontology annotation, cellular component: motile cilium; cytoplasm.